Molecule: messenger RNA, 2449 nt
Organism: Penaeus monodon (black tiger shrimp)
Lineage: Eukaryota; Metazoa; Arthropoda; Malacostraca; Decapoda; Penaeidae
Gene: NKAIN
Product: sodium/potassium-transporting ATPase subunit beta-1-interacting protein-like
Exons: 4
Coding region: 1-933 (310 amino acids)
Biological process (GO): regulation of sodium ion transport
Source: RefSeq, a predicted model, not a curated record
AUGUGUAUGCUGUUAUUGCAGGUUAAUGGAAUAGGAUGUCGAGCUGUUUAUUCAACAAAUCUCACAGAUGUAGAUAUUCUACGACCUAUUAGACCACUAGAAGUUAAUGACUGCUUAGUGGACUACAUCUAUGUUGAAACUAUACAUGCUGGUGUUCAAUGUGCUUUUGCAGCCUUGGGAUUGUGUGUGUCAAUUUAUCUCCUGAAAGUUUUUUCUGAGGAAGAUGACAGCUGCAAAGCUAAGAGCAGACCAACUUCAAUUUAUUCAGUUGAAUAUAGCCCCCAGCGUGAAGGUAGUGAGUCUCCAGACUUAGGGCUUGAAGAGGGCCCAUAUCAACAACCUAUGACUCCCCGACGAGUUAAGCGCCAGAGCCGACACCGAGCCUCUGGCCGGUCACAAACUCGCAGUACGCAAGGAAGGGGAUCCCAGCGCUCCCGAAGACAUCAGUAUCUUAACCCUGUGAAUAGACUCAUGGACAAGGCUAAUGAGUCUUCCACAAGCACUGACUCGUAUCACCCAGCGCCUGGUUCAAGGCCUCCCACUGGGGGACGGCAGGGUCAUUCCAACCCUAUGUAUGUCCACUCCAGGCCAAAUUCCACUUACUCUAUGAACAGUUCACCCCCAGGCCAAGACCCUAUGGAACGGCCACCCUCUGUCCAUUCCUCAUAUUCCAAUUACCAUGGUCAAAGGCCCUCAAUUAACCCCAAUCCAUAUGGCAGGCCACCUGUUCAGACAUUGACAGCUGGUAUGAUUGGUGGAUCUAAUCACCACCGAUCCAAUCGAUCCAUGAUGCAGCCAAAUGGACAUGUAAAUCCUACAGGAACUUUAGGCUCCAUUCGUAGUUCUGUUUACAGUAGUACUGGUACAAUGAGAUCCGAGAGGGAAAAACCUCCACCAUACAUGUUUGGUGUCAACUCAGAGACUGUCAUAUGACUAGACAGGACCGGACAGCAGUGAAGUCGUCCAAGUCAUUGCCUGCUGUCCAGUGUGGCACACGGUAGCUUUAGAUCACCUUGUGCCUUUUGGUAUUUUCUACUGCAGUGCUAAGGUGCACUUUUAUCCUUUUUUUUUUUUUUUCUCUCUGACUCAUUUGUUUAUCAUAAGUGAUGAAUGUCCUCAUUCCUCGUUUCAAUUUUCUUUUCUUGUUUUUUAGAAUGUGAGUCUAUGUCUGUGAUGAUCCAAAGAUAUAUGUAAUGUGAAUAUAUUCAGUUUCUGUAUUUGCUCACAUGCAUACCAUAGGACUGUGUUCAUAAUCCUAGCUUCUUGCACAACCUCUUAAUUUCUCAGUACUUUUACUUUUAGAUACCAAAUGCUUUGAAAUGUCUUCUACAAUGCACAGUAGCUUAAGGUUGUACCUCUAACGCGUUAACCUUUAAGGUGGGUAUGAGCCACUGCCGUCUUUACAGUCACUGCCAGCAGUAUAUAAGACAAUAUUGUGUCUAAGUCACAUUAUUAAGUACUAAUGAUGUUUGGUUCACUGUGAUAGAAGCCAGCAUUUCUGUACUUGAUUACAUUUAUUACUCUGUGGAAUUGAAAUACUGUGUAGACAUUACUUUUAGUGUAAAAUGUGCAUGUGAUAUCCAUAAGAAUUGGAAAACUAUUUAUUGACUUUGUCUUGUGAUGAUUGUACUAUAUUUUAUGUUUUGAUUUUAAACUCUUAUUUUCUUCAUAUCUUUACUCAGAAACAGCAGCAGCAUUUUCAAUUUUAUUUCCUCCAUAAAUUUGGAGGAAUAUGAGGGGAAAGUAAUGAUAAUACCUUUAAAUUAAAAGUAAAUUAUUUAAGACUUAAGAAAGUGUAAUGCUUUCCCAGGUUUCAACAGACAUUUUGGGUUUCUUUUAAUAUUUUUGAAUGGUAAUUUACAAGAACAGUUGUUUUCCUAUAUAAACCUGCAUUGGUUAUCUAAAUUGCCUGGACUACAAGUUACGACAUCUGGCUUAGUUGUCAGGAAAUGAUGAUCAGAUAAAUUCCAGAGGGAAUGAUUGCCAUGAUUUAUAAUAUAUGUAUACACACCUCACUAGAGCAUUACAUGUAUGCAGACUCACAUAAGCACAUCUAGAGGAUACAUGACUUCACUCUGAAUUAGUGUAGGAAGCACAUAUUUUCUUUUGUAACAAUCAUUUGAAGAAAUACAUUUUGUCUCUCAAGCAUUUUGUGUGUAAAAAUUGGCUGCAUUUAUAAUCAAAGUUUGGUUUUGAUAUCAGAUGCCAAAUGAUUUAUGAUCUCAAGUGAACCAGAAAGUUUAAUAAUUGAUGCAAACUUUUAAAAAUUUUCUGGCUUUUUCUCCCACUGCUGAAAGUAAUGUUUCAGCUAUGCACGUGUAAAUUGUAAAUAUAUGUAAAUGUGUACAGUUCUGAAUAUUUUAUGUAAAUAAAGCCACUUUUCAGUGUAUCUCUAUGGAAUAUUGAAUGAUAAAAAUGACACAAAAUAAAAUAAAUGAUUUUUAUUUAU